AUGCAACUUGUGAGAAAUUCAGAAUGGCAAAACAGAACAGGCAUCACAGAGUUCCUCCUCCUAGGAUUUGGAAAUGUUGAAAACUUGAAUAUGCUCCUCUUCUUGUUAUUUCUAGUCAUCUAUAUUGUGACUCUGUCUGGAAAUUUCCUCAUUGUUGCACUUGUCAUGGCUGAGCAGCACCUUCACAUACCCAUGUACUUCUUUCUGUCAAACCUAUCCUUCUUGGAGAUCUGCUACACCUCAACUGUAUUUCCCAGAAUGUUGGCCAGUUUUCUUACGGGAGAUAAGACCAUUUCUCUUUGGGGCUGCAUCUUGCAGAUGCAUUUCUUUUCCACUUUGGCAGCUACGGAAUGUUAUCUCUUGGCAGUGAUGUCAUAUGAUCGCUACCUUGCCAUAUGUAGACCGUUGCAUUAUGUCACAUUGAUGAACAACAGAACAUGUAUCUUGCUGGUUUCAGUAUCAUGGUUGAUUGGGUUGUUGCUUAUAACCACCUUAACAAGCCUGUUAACACAGCUCACAUUCUGCAACCGAUAUCAAAUUGAUCAUUUCUUUUGUGAUUUCACACCACUAGUAAGGCUCUCUUGCAGUGAGACCUGGGUUAUUGAAACUGCAGCUUUUAUAACCUCAUCCAUAGGAAUUCUGCCUACGUUUCUUGUAACUUUAACAUCUUACAUUUUUAUCAUCAGCACAAUCCUGAAAAUCCCAUCCAUGACUGGGAGGCAAAAAGCUUUUUCCACCUGUUCUUCUCAUCUCACUGUAGUUUCUAUUUUCUAUGGAUCCUUAAUUUUUGUCUAUGUCUUACCAACAACUGGUAAAUUCAAAUAUCUAAAUAAGAUCUUCUCUUUCUUGUACACAAUCCUAACUCCAAUGGCCAAUCCCUUCAUAUAUAGUCUAAGGAACAAAGAUGUAAAAGAAAUCCUUAAAAAAAUCAAAUUUGGGUUUUUUUCUGCUAUUCAUUGA
Molecule: messenger RNA, 960 nt
Organism: Rhineura floridana
Lineage: Eukaryota; Metazoa; Chordata; Lepidosauria; Squamata; Rhineuridae
Product: olfactory receptor 2AP1-like
Exons: 1
Coding region: 1-960 (319 amino acids)
Biological process (GO): G protein-coupled receptor signaling pathway
Cellular component (GO): membrane
Molecular function (GO): olfactory receptor activity; G protein-coupled receptor activity
Source: RefSeq, a predicted model, not a curated record